AUGGCAGACAAGCUCGACGCUAUCCUCAAAAGCUAUGUCGCAGAGGGCACUACGACCAAGGACAAGCUCCUCGGCGCAUCCUUUGUCGUCUUCAACAAAGAUGGCCCCCUCUACCAAGGCUCCGCAGGCCGCACCCGCGCUCCCCCCUCCUCCCCCCCCUUCACCCCCCCCUCCAUAACCUGGCUGGCCUCCAUGACCAAGCUCCUAACCACCACCUGCCUCCUCCACUUCACCACCCACAACCCGCACCUCCUCACCCUCGACCAAGACCUCCGCCCUCUCAUCCCCGAACUCGCUUCCAACCCUAUCUUGACAGGCUUCGUCUCCGCCGCUGACGCCGCUGACGCCGCUGCCUCUACCUCCUCCGGCAGUGGGGAAGGGAAAGCAAAAAAAGAAGGCGAACCUAUUCUUAUCCCGAACACCUCCCCCCUCACCCUCCGCCAUUUACUCACGCACACCUCCGGUUUCGGCGUCGACGUCGCUGACCCGGAUCUGAUGCGCUGGUCCAAAUGGCUUGGUCGUACCUCCCACACGGGCAGUUGUACCGUCGACGGCUGGCUAACACCCCUUAAGUUUGCGCCUGGGGAAGGGUGGUAUUAUGGAGUUGGUAUUGACUGGGCGGGGGUUGUGUUGUUGAGGGUGAGUGGGAGGCAGGUCGGGGAGUAUUUUGAGGAAUUUAUCGCGGGGCCCCUGAGGUUGGAUAGUAUUGGGUGGAGGGUUGGGAAGGUGUUGGGUGAGGAGGGGAAGGAUGGGGGGGAAUGGGUGCCCAGGGCGGAGAGGGAUGAGGAGACGGGGGAGAUUAAAGAGGGAGGGGUCGAGUUUCCUGAGGUGCCGGAGGUGGAGAGUGGGGGGGCCGGGGGGUAUGGGAGUGCGUUGGGGUUUGGGAGGGUGUUGCAGGUUUUGUUGAGGGGGUUGGCUGGGGAGGAGGAAAACGAGGGAGUGGUUUUGAACCAGGAGACGGUGAGGGAGAUGUUGAGGCCGCAGUUGACGGAGGUGCAGAAGCAGUGGAUGAGGGCGAUUGUGUGGACGUAUAAGUCAGCCUCUGAAAUUCCGGAGGGGUCGGCGGUGGACUAUGGGAUGGGGGGGUUGAUUAAUAUGGAGGAUGUGGAGGGGAGGCGGAGGAAGGGGAGUAUCAUGUGGUCGGGCUUCUGCAACUCCAGAUGGUGGCUCGACCCCGAGACGGGCAUUGGUGCGGCCCUGAUUGUGCAGCUGACUCCGUAUGGAGACGAGACGGUGUUUAAGAUGUAUGACGAGCUGGAGCGGGCUGUCUAUGCGGAGCUUGUCCCGCAGAAGUAG
Molecule: messenger RNA, 1296 nt
Organism: Dichotomopilus funicola
Lineage: Eukaryota; Fungi; Ascomycota; Sordariomycetes; Sordariales; Chaetomiaceae
Product: beta-lactamase/transpeptidase-like protein
Exons: 3
Coding region: 1-1296 (431 amino acids)
Source: RefSeq, a predicted model, not a curated record